AUGACUAUUUCCAUUUCCAACCUCCUUCUCCUCCUCCUCUUCCUCUUCACCGCCGAUGCUCUGACGUCACAAUCCGACGUGUCAGCUCUAAAAGCCUUCAAAGCCGCCGUGAAACCAAACUCAAUCCCACAGUGGUCUUGUCUCGCUAGCUGGGACUUUACUACCUCCGACCCAUGUGCAUCACCGCGUCGCACACAUUUCACGUGCGGCAUCACUUGUUCCUCCGACUCCACACGUGUGACCCAACUCACUCUCGACCCGGCCGGGUAUUCGGGUCUUCUCACGCCGCUCAUCUCUCGUCUCACAGAGCUUCUCACGCUCGAUCUCGCCGACAACAAAUUCUACGGACAAAUCCCAUCUUCCAUCUCCUCCCUCCUUAAUCUCAAGACACUGAUCCUCCGGUCCAACUCGUUUUCCGGGUCAAUACCCGAAUCGGUAACUCGGCUUAACUCGCUCGAGUCCGUUGACAUCUCGCGUAACUCGCUAACCGGGUCGCUUCCGAAAUCAAUGAACUCGCUCACGAGUCUGAGACAACUCGAUCUUAGCUACAACAAGCUCACCGGAUCAAUCCCAAAGCUUCCGAGGAAUCUCAUAGACCUUGCUCUAAAGGCGAACUCUUUAUCAGGACCCAUAACAAAAGAAUCGUUCACUGAGUCAACUCAGCUUGAAAUCGUCGAACUCGCUGAGAACUCGUUCACCGGAACACUCGGAGCUUGGUUCUUUCUUCUCGAAUCUAUCCAACAAGUCGAUCUAGCGAACAACACUCUCACUGGAAUCGAAGUCCUCCCUCCUAAAGUCGCCGGAGAAAGCAACCUCGUGGCGGUUGAGCUGGGAUAUAAUCGAAUCACCGGAUAUGCGCCGGCGAGUUUCGCGGCGUUCCCGAUUCUCUCCUCGUUGUCUAUGAGAUACAACAUGCUUCACGGCGUGAUUCCGUCGGAAUACGAACGGAGCAAGAACUUGAGAAGGCUAUUCUUGGACGGGAACUUCUUGACGGGGAAACCGCCGGCGAGAUUUGUUAGACCGGAGUCGGAAGUGAUGGGAAGUUUGGGGAAUAACUGUCUACAGGGAUGUCCGGGGAAAGCGAAGAUGUGUGCUCCGUCGCAGAAACCAUUUCACAUUUGCAAGCAAGCUUAUGGUGGAAAACUAAAGUCAUAG
Microthlaspi erraticum is the source of this 1155-nucleotide messenger RNA. NCBI's taxonomy places the organism in Eukaryota, Viridiplantae, Streptophyta, Magnoliopsida, Brassicales, Brassicaceae. The record is from the annotation of a GenBank genome assembly.